AUGCGUUUCACGCUUCUGUGUGCCGCCGUCGUGGCAUGCGUCUUGGUUUCAGGCGUUCACGGCGUGGUGAACACGAUCCGCGCGCCCGUGGAUGAGUUUAUGGCCCUGAUGCACGCGGAGCACCAGGAGUGCACCGCCAUCUACGAGGCCGUGCUUGACCCGGACCUGACUGUGCAAGGCAAUGACAUUGGCAUGUGGCCCACCCACGGCAAGGACACCACCAUCACCCCCGACGACCCGCGCUACUCAAACUUCCACCCCUGGACCAACGGCGGCACCAUCCAGCGCACCUUUGGCGACAACUUCGAGCGCGAGCCAUACCGCGACGACCCGGCCCGCCAGGCCCGCGCCGCCGACAAGCAGUCUGUCACCGCCCUCACAGAGGACGACGCCACGCCGCUCGGGUUCCAGCGCGACACGCUCCGCCAGUACCACGCCGUCUGCGUGCACGUGCGCCGCGUCCACGAGCGCUGGGUGGAGAUUAUGGCGGAGACCCUGCAGCCGGACCAGCAGGUCUGCGUGACAGACUGGAACAGGCCCGAUCUUGCCGAGAACGUGCACCAGGAGUCGUGCGGCAACGGCAACCUGUACACGUGCCGCGAGUCCACCAACUCCAUUGGCGCGGACGGCAAGUACGACGACACCAUGUCGCUCAAGUUCUACUGCCGAGAGUCGUGCGAUGACCCAGACUUUGAGUUUUACUGGCGCAUCGUGGCCAGCCAGGACACCCCCAUUCGCAUCACCAACCCCGACGGCAGCCAGUUUUGGCAGCAGCCGGACGGCGAGAACUGGUGCGCCCACCGCGCUGGUGACGACUUUCCAUCCUCCCUCCUCAAGCCAUACCCGGUCAACUACGAGCCGCCAGCGGUGUUUGAGCGGUCUGUCUCUGCCGCCGCCACCGCUGCGCCUGCACCCGUGAUGGCCCUUCUCGCAGCAUCGCUCCUCAUCGCCCUUGCUCUCUUCCGCUUCUGA
This is a messenger RNA of Salpingoeca rosetta, 972 nucleotides long. RefSeq lists its product as uncharacterized. The coding region runs from base 1 to 972 and encodes 323 amino acids. The transcript has 2 exons. Lineage: Eukaryota; Choanoflagellata; Craspedida; Salpingoecidae. The record is from RefSeq and is a predicted model, not a curated record.